AUGGAGGCAACUUCUGCGGACGCGCCUUUGGCCGCCGAGUUCAGACCACAUGUCCCCAAGGAUGGCCUGCCUCCAAGCCACCACGUCCUCGCGCCCGCCCCAGGCACCACUUUCUCCUCCUACCUCCCCCACUGGAACGCGCAGCCCACCUCGUCUGCAGCGCAACAGGAUGCAGAGUCGGCCCAGUCGGCUCAGAUACAAAAUGACUCGUACGAUUCCAAUCUCACCUGCUUGCCCAACUCCAUCGCCCUCGUAGACUCGGCCAAAGUCGUCCGCAUCGGCUUUCGCAAUCCAUGGCCAAGCUGGCACAAGCCUUCUCUCGCAGAAGUAUGGCAAGGACUGGAGUGGGGAGAGGAUCAGGAUCCAGCCAUCGACUAUGCACUGCAGGAUGCCGACGUAGCCCGCAACCCACGCACCGAUCUGGAGCACGUCGAGUCCGAAGCCCCUUACCAAGACAGUCGCCCUGGCACCCCCGACCAGGAUGGAGACAGACAGCCCCCAUCCAGCUCUCUUGACACACGCACCAUUAGUGCGACCCAGUAUACCCGAUCCGAGAAGAUCAAAAUCGCUUCCAAGCAACUCCUCUCUGUACACGAACCGUCGUUUGACUUCGACCACACCAAAGACAAGCUCAAGGCCACCUGGCUCGGACACGCCGGCGUCCUUCUCCAGCUCGCUCCACUCGAGCCAAAGCAAGAGCCCAUCCGCAUCCUCUUUGAUCCCAUCUUUUCGCAGAGAUGCUCGCCCAUCCAACUCGCAGGCCCCAUUCGCUCCUAUGCUGCUCCAUGCGCCAUCUCCAGCCUCCCUCCCAUCGACCUGGUCGUCAUCUCGCACAACCACUACGACCAUCUCGACUACGACACCAUCAAGGAGCUCUGGGCUGCCAACAAGGGCCGCAUCCGCUUCAUCGUGCCCCUCGGAAACAAAGAUUGGUUCGUGGGUGCCAGCACGUUCGAGCAGGCAGAGCCAGAAACAGCAUCCACAACCUCGUCCUCUUCGUCUUGGACACUAGCACCGUCUUCAGUGACAAACGCUGCCACCACUUCCAACCUCUCCAUCCUCCCAGACAGAGUCUCGGAGCUGGAUUGGUGGGACGAGAUCCUUCUCUCCCAACCUGGCUCGACUGGCAAGCAGCUGCGAAUCGUCUGCACACCCGCUCAGCACGGAUCUGGGCGGUACGGCGUGGAUGCCAACUGUGCGCUGUGGUCGUCGUGGUUUGUUGAGCAUCCUGGCGCCGAUGGCGCAUCACACCCGAUCCGGGCAUUCUUUGGCGGCGACACAGGCUGCCAAUUCCACGGCCGCGCUUUCCCACCGGCACCACCGCGCCCGACAGAGGAGGAUGUUCCCCUGGCCACGCCAACCUCGGAAGCGAGCGACGGCGGCUCGACGCUUGCAGAACAGGUGCAGGCACCCACCUACCGAGGCGGCAUGCGUCUGCAGGUGCCCAACGACGACGAAGAGUAUCCGGCCUGUCCCGCGUUCGAAGAGAUCGUGGUACGUCUCGGAGCGCCCAACUUCUUUAUGCUGCCGAUCUCGGUGGGCGCCACCAUCUCAUUUUUACGCUCCUACGUGCCGCUGCCCGACUCCAUCUCGCCCUUCCCGCGUCUCUCGGCCGGGCUCACGGCCGCCAACCAUAUGCCGCCCUGGGAUGCGGUCGGCAUCUUUGACAAGAUGACCUCGGCGGGCGUUGCGAGCGGUUCUUCGCCCGCGGAUGCGGUGUGCAUGGCCAUCCACUGGGGCACUUUCAUUUCGGGCCCGGAAGAGGUGCUCAAGACCCUCGGCCAGCUCAAGUGGGCGUGUCACCAGCACGGAGUCCACUUUGCCCGCGCCUACGACGCCACCCAAGGCCCUCCGUCUGCCAAGGGCCGCACGGGCAGCAAGACCUUUGUCGCGCUCAAUCACGGCGCCAGCCUCACCUUGUGA
Moesziomyces antarcticus is the source of this 1923-nucleotide messenger RNA. Its product is annotated as Metallo-hydrolase/oxidoreductase. Gene Ontology annotation, cellular component: cytoplasm; membrane-bounded organelle. Gene Ontology annotation, biological process: N-acylethanolamine metabolic process; N-acylphosphatidylethanolamine metabolic process. Gene Ontology annotation, molecular function: N-acylphosphatidylethanolamine-specific phospholipase D activity. The coding region runs from base 1 to 1923 and encodes 640 amino acids. The record is from RefSeq and is a predicted model, not a curated record. The transcript has a single exon. NCBI's taxonomy places the organism in Eukaryota, Fungi, Basidiomycota, Ustilaginomycetes, Ustilaginales, Ustilaginaceae.